GAAAAUCGGUAUUUUUCUAUCGUGGCUCGAGAUGUUUCAGAACAUUUCUCUCCCGCUGCAGUAGCAAUGGAUGACUUAUCUCAGGCUACUGAACCUCUCACUGCCACGAGAGUAGAAUCCAACAAUGAACAAAGUGGUAUUCCAGAUGAUAAUCAGCUAUUCCUCUUGUACUUCAUCAUGGGUACCUACUUUGGGCCUGAUCAAGGGGAGAGUCACCGAAAGUCAUUAUUGCAAAGAAUAGCUGAGGGACUUCCUCCUAAUACACUUGAUCAACUGGCUGGCACCCACAUGAAAACAGUGGAAGUAGAGCAGGUGUACCUUUAUGUACUUAGGAAGGCUGCUGAAUCUGUGGUUGUUAAAUUACCAUUGCUGCACCAGUUCUUCGAGGGCAAUGUCCCUGUUCAUGGACAAGACCCCACUGCCAGUUACCCUCAAUUUCCUGAUCUCUUUCCUCCACAAUUGCAUCAUCCUUCGCAGUUGAACAAUCAUUAUAAGAUCGUUCACAACAUUAUAUUUAUUAGCAACCCUGAGAUUUUUUACAUUAAGCCAGAGGAUACUGAAAGGUUCAAGAGGCUAACUGGACUCAGGAAUUUGCUUUUGGAUAGAGAUUCUGCAAGAUUGAAUACUUCUACAAAUUGUGGUGUUAUGUGUACUGCACCAGUGCAUGAGGCUGAAAACAGAGAGUUGACUCCCACCCGGUCUUCCCGUUUUUCUAAAAGAACAAGACGUUUAGAUGAUCUCCUCAGGCCACAGGAUCCUUGGCAACAUAGACAUGUUGUGGCAUCUGUAAGUAGUGUGCCAUAUAAUGCAAAAUCUAUGAUGUAUAGUUAUAUGGCUCCUCUGCCAACUGAUGAUAACUCUGAUCCUGUGGAUGUGGAGAGAGUUGGUCCAGCAAUUAUUAUUCUUCCUUCUCAUCCAACUAAAAAAGAGUGGACUAAUAUUGUAGCUGCUACGAAAAGUGGAUUGGCAUUGACUGGGAGUGCAGCCACAGGGCGGGUGGGACCAGUCAUAGGACUAAUGGACAUUGGAGAAUGUGAAGACUCGUACCUCUUUCGUGUCUCUCUACCAGGGGUGAAAAGGGAUGAAAGGGAAUUUAGCUGUGAAAUUGAAAGUGAUGGCAAAGUAUUGAUACGGGGAGUGACGACAACAGGUGAGAAAACUGUGCACCGGUACUCACAAGUGUUUGAGAUGCAGACGCAUAACCUCUGUCCACCAGGGCACUUUUCCAUCUCAUUUCAGCUACCUGAUCCAGUUGAUCUUCAACAAUUCAGUGGUAAUUUUGGCACUGACGGGAUUCUUGAGGGAAUUGUGAUGAAAGGGAGUCACAAGAGAUGAUAAGUAAGCCCAUGCCUUGUUUAAUUCUCUCUCUUCAGGCAUGACUGGGCACUGUAUAUUCAGUUUAGAAGUGCUACGUUGCUAGCGUUUUAAAAACCAUUGUAUAGCAUCUCCAUCUUUUAAUGUAAGUUUUUAUUUUCAAAUAUUUUUUUUCUGUUGAGACGUGAGAUGAUGGCUCAAUUUUGAUGCCUUUCAAAACC
Juglans microcarpa x Juglans regia is the source of this 1535-nucleotide messenger RNA. Its product is annotated as increased DNA methylation 2-like. The record is from RefSeq and is a predicted model, not a curated record. Gene Ontology annotation, cellular component: nucleus. Lineage: Eukaryota; Viridiplantae; Streptophyta; Magnoliopsida; Fagales; Juglandaceae.